This is a messenger RNA of Glycine soja, 3415 nucleotides long. Its product is annotated as probable xyloglucan glycosyltransferase 12. Gene Ontology annotation, cellular component: Golgi apparatus. The record is from RefSeq and is a predicted model, not a curated record. Lineage: Eukaryota; Viridiplantae; Streptophyta; Magnoliopsida; Fabales; Fabaceae. The transcript has 5 exons. Gene Ontology annotation, molecular function: glycosyltransferase activity. The coding region runs from base 755 to 2881 and encodes 708 amino acids.
UGGUUCUACUUUUAUCAAUUGUCUCCCGAAGCAUUACCUGUGCCAUAAUUUUAAUUCACGAUGAUUGCUCUCUUCCUAUAUUUAAAUUGAUAGGAUCGUGACGGAGAGAAAAUCCGAGUUUUGCCGUGUUACGGUAAAAAAAGAAACACUUUUGCGAAGGUGCUUUCUGGGUAAUAUUCUUGUUGAAUUCGCAUCUCAAUUUCCACAUUUCUUUCUCUUUCAUUAAAAUAAAAAUUCUCGAAACCAAACUCAAAGACGUGUUGAGCUGUUACCCUUUCCAUUUUGAAUCCUAUGUUUUCAAUUUUAUUUUUUUUCAUUUUGAAAUUGAAAUUUCCAUUUUCCAACAUCGCUCGCUCCCUCCGUUGUUGUUAUUAGUUGGGUUUUUUAAGACACCGUUCGUUGCGAUUGUAGCUGAGAGGGCCCUGUUUCGUACCACUCAUCCAAACAAGUCACAGUGUUCUCGCUCUUUCUUUCUCUGAAAAACAUUCCCCGUAUAAGCUUUCUCCGAAUGUCACAAUGUCUUAGCGACGCCUCUCUCUGCUUUCUUCCUCCACGCAUCUGUCACCGUUAUCAUUCCUCGCUCUCAUUUCGGUCCUGACAAUGAGAUCAAACUCGUAGUAGUGUUUUACUACCAGUCUUUUUUCUCCUCCUUUAGCUUUCGAAAAAAAAAAAAAAAAGAAAAACAGAGAGGGACAUUUUAUUAUUAUAUAAAUAAUACUACAUCUUUGUUGUGUUGGUGAGAUCAAAAGCGAAAAUGGCACCACCGUUGUUCAAUUGGGGGGUGAAGGACACUCACAGGGGAACCCCUGUGGUGGUGAAGAUGGAGAACCCAAAUUGGUCGAUGGUGGAACUCGAGGGUCCCGAAGAAGAAGACUUAAUGCUAACAAAUUCACCUUCUUCGGGCGUUUCAAGAGACAAAGGGAGGGGCAAAAAUGCCAAACAGCUCACGUGGGUUCUCCUCCUCAAAGCGCACCGCGCCGCGGGUUGCUUAACCUCCCUCGCCCCGGCAUUGGUGGGCCUCGUCGCCGCCGUGAAGCGCCGCGUCGCCGCCGGAAAAACCGACGCCGACACCGGCGGAGGCAGGGAGAACGAAAACCCCGCCGUGAAGACGCGCUUCUAUUCCUGCAUCAAGCUCUUCCUCUGCCUCUCCGUGGUCCUCUUGGUUUUCGAAAUCGCCGCGUACUUCGAAGGGUGGUAUUUCGGCGCGGCGAGGUUUCAGCUGGAGCAUUUGCUGUGGGCACCGUCCUUCGGAGUUAAGGGUUUCUUCGAUUGGCUCUACGCAAGGUGGGUUUUCGUUCGCGUGGAGUAUCUCGCUCCUCCUCUGCAGUUCUUGACCAAUGCGUGCAUCGUGCUCUUCCUUAUCCAGAGUAUGGAUAGGCUUGUUCUCUGUUUGGGGUGUUUCUGGAUCCGGUUUAAGAAGAUCAAGCCUGUCCCCAAAGGUGGGGGUGUCGUAGAUCUUGAAUCUGGAGAAGAAAAGGGUUUCUCUUUUUCCCCAAUGGUGCUCGUGCAGAUCCCCAUGUGCAAUGAGAAAGAGGUUUAUCAGCAGUCGAUUGCGGCGGUGUGUAAUUUGGAUUGGCCGAAGGGGAAGUUGUUGAUUCAGGUUUUGGAUGAUUCGGAUGACCCAACGACGCAGUCGUUGAUAAAGGAGGAGGUGCAAAAGUGGCAGCAAGAGGGUGCCAACAUUUUGUACCGGCAUCGUGUGAUUAGAGAUGGGUACAAGGCUGGGAAUUUGAAAUCCGCCAUGAAUUGUAGCUACUUGAAAGACUACGAGUUUGUUGCAAUUUUUGAUGCAGAUUUUCAGCCUACCCCGGAUUUUCUCAAGAAAACCGUUCCUCAUUUUAAGGAUAAUGAUGAUUUGGGGCUUGUUCAAGCGAGAUGGUCAUUUGUGAACAGGGAUGAGAACCUGCUAACGAGGCUGCAGAACAUUAACCUGUCUUUUCAUUUUGAGGUGGAGCAGCAAGUCAAUGGGAUUUUCAUUAACUUUUUUGGGUUCAAUGGAACCGCGGGAGUGUGGAGGAUCAAGACUUUGGAGGAUGCCGGUGGUUGGUUGGAGAGGACAACUGUUGAGGACAUGGACAUUGCCGUCCGAGCUCAUCUUCACGGUUGGAAGUUCAUUUUCCUCAACGAUGUUGAGUGCCAAUGCGAGCUACCAGAAUCUUAUGAAGCUUACAGGAAACAGCAGCAUAGAUGGCAUUCUGGGCCAAUGCAACUGUUCCGUCUUUGUUUGCCUGAUAUCAUCAGGGCCAAGAUAAGUGUGUGGAAGAAAUUCAACAUGAUAUUCCUCUUCUUCCUUCUUAGAAAGCUGAUAUUGCCAUUCUAUUCAUUCACCUUGUUUUGUAUAAUCCUGCCUAUGACAAUGUUCGUGCCGGAGGCCGAGCUUCCUGCGUGGGUUGUGUGUUACAUCCCUGCUGCCAUGUCUUUUCUCAACAUUCUUCCAGCUCCAAAAGCCUUCCCCUUUAUCGUCCCUUAUCUCUUAUUUGAGAACACCAUGUCAGUUACCAAAUUCAACGCCAUGAUCUCGGGCUUAUUCCAGCUUGGUAGUGCAUACGAGUGGGUGGUCACCAAGAAAUCUGGUCGUUCCUCGGAGGGCGAUUUGGUUUCAUUGAUUGAGAAAGGACCAAAGCAUCAAAGAGGGUCCUCAGCACCUGAUCUAGAGGAAAUGAAAGAGGAACUUCGAAAGCAGGAGCAGCAAAAGGCCUCUAAGAAGAAGAAAAAACAUAACAGAAUAUAUAUGAAGGAGCUUGCUUUGGCUUUUCUUCUUCUAACAGCCUCAGCAAGGAGUCUUCUCUCUGCUCAAGGGAUUCACUUCUACUUUUUGUUAUUCCAGGGAAUAUCAUUCUUGUUGGUUGGUCUAGACUUGAUUGGUGAACAGGUGGACUGAAAGAAAAAUAAAAAUGAAAAAAUUUGACAGGACAGUGUACUUUUACAUGCACGGAAAAGCACAAAGGUGCGAAAGCCAGGCCUUAUGAAAUUACUGAAGACACUUAUUUGGGGGCAAUGGAGAGUGUAGAGGAGGACGGACCCAUAAUGCUGCUUUUUCUUGCUCAUGCUCCUCCCUCCAAGCUCGUAAAUCAAAUCCACCCAAUACGAUACUUUAUUGUGUUAUUAUGGACCGUAAAGGGCUUCAUUGGGAAAUGGGUGCAAUUGAGGCCAAUUCAACGUGUGUAAGUUUAGCCUUGUUUUUUUUUUUUGUUAAUUUGAUUCAUUUUUGUAAUUUUAUGUGGAUUCUUUUCUCGCCGGAUCAAUUCUUUUGUAAGAAAAUUUGUGGUUCAAACUUUAAACACCCGACACCCAUUGGGAUUUAUUUAUUUCAUAGUGAUAGUAAGCAGCAGCAACAUUAUUCUCCUUGUCAUGGUUCUUGCUACUUCCUCCACCGCUUGGUAUUCGGUAGUGCAAAUUCAAUAUUACUUAAAAA